This is a messenger RNA of Melitaea cinxia (Glanville fritillary), 1156 nucleotides long. RefSeq lists its product as uncharacterized. The record is from RefSeq and is a predicted model, not a curated record. The transcript has 4 exons. Lineage: Eukaryota; Metazoa; Arthropoda; Insecta; Lepidoptera; Nymphalidae. Bases 157 to 714 code for a protein of 185 amino acids.
UUAUCAACUCAUACAGAUUGUGUUACCCAUCUGCAUAUUACUGUUUCUGCUUAAAUGAGAAGUGAUGUUUGGUAAAUUGUUUAUUUAAUAUAUUUUAUUCGCUUAGUGUAUUAUUAAUAAAUUUUUACAUACUAUUAUAAUAAUAUAGGCAAAAAGAUGAAGUGUGAAAUACCGGAAGUAGGACGGUGUUGUUUCUGUCUUCCUUUAAGACUUGGUCUUAUUGUUUGGGGCUACCUAAAAUUAAUUGCAUCAGUAAUGUUAUUUACAAGUAUGACGAUAAAUUUACUCCAGGAGUGGGAUCGAUUUUGGAGGACGGUGGAAACAACCUUUUCGAUAAUAUACAUCUUUAUCUUACUUUCUAUGGCAACUGAUAUUGUGUUUCUUAUAAUUUUUGCAAUAAGUGCUCAUAGAAAAGAUGCCAGGAUGAUGGAUUGGUUUUUAAAAUUCUCCAUUUAUAUAUUUGGGAUGUACGUCUUAAUUUUAUGUUUAUCAAUCGCCUACUCUACAAAUGCCGAUCACUUCUUCGCAUUUUAUUUCGGUUUUCUAAUUGGAAUAAUUGCUUUUUCCUGUUCAUUUUCCCAAAUAUAUAUAAUAAUACUCGUAAGGAGCGAAGUAUUGAAACUGAAGAGGGGUUCAAAUUUCCAAUUCAUAAAUCACGGCGCAGGAACAGCAGACAGCGUCAAGAUUAAUUUGGAUAGUAACGACAACGCAUAACUUUAAUGUUUAUUGUGAAUAAAAUCUAUCUACCUAUAUUCGAUCUUAAAUUCGAAGUUUGUGUUACCGAUCACUGAACUUAUGUAAUGGUUCUUGACGAAUUAUGUACUGCAAUUAUUAUUUUUCUACGUUAAAAAAACCAGCUUCAUUUUUGUUUAGUAAUAAAGAACGUAAAUAAUUCACAUUGAUUUUAUAAUAAAUAUACAAGUAUAUUUAAAGUAUAAUAAAAUUAAUAGAUUAAUAAUUGUACAUAUAAUAAUUUCACUAAAUACCUACAUGUAAGAGUGCGAUUAUGUUUCAUUUAUUUGAUAUAAAAUUAUAAAAUUUUAUAUAUAUUUUAGGUAUGUACGUGUGUAAAUAUAUAUGACAAUAAAUUAAAGAAAAAAAUAAGAUAAUAAAACAAAUAUUUUAUUUAUUACAAAUCGCAUGGGCAACAAAGAGA